This is a messenger RNA of Cladophialophora psammophila CBS 110553, 1452 nucleotides long. RefSeq lists its product as uncharacterized. Gene Ontology annotation, cellular component: membrane. NCBI's taxonomy places the organism in Eukaryota, Fungi, Ascomycota, Eurotiomycetes, Chaetothyriales, Herpotrichiellaceae. Bases 1 to 1452 code for a protein of 483 amino acids. Gene Ontology annotation, molecular function: transmembrane transporter activity. Gene Ontology annotation, biological process: transmembrane transport. The transcript has 6 exons. The record is from RefSeq and is a predicted model, not a curated record.
AUGGCUGGAAUGGCAGGAGGGACUCUGAAACCUUCGGAUCUUGACCAUCUUGAGCUGGAUCCCACGAAGAGCGAGUCAUCAACCGAGGAGAUCGACUGGACAGAGCAGGAAGAGACAGCCAUCAGGAGAAAGAUUGACCGGCGAAUUGUCCCUCUGGUCACCUUGUUGUACCUCUUUUGCUUUCUCGAUCGCGCCAACAUCGGCAAUGCUCGCAUUCAGGGAAUGGCCAAGGACCUUGACCUUGUUGGUUAUCGCUUCAACUGGGCGCUGAGUGUCUUCUACAUUGUCUAUCUCUUGGUGGAAGUUCCCAGCAAUAUCCUCCUGAAGCACAUCGGCCCUCGAUUCUAUAUUCCGGGACUGGUCUUUGGCUUCGGGUUGGUGUCCCUCUGUACCGCCUUUGUUAAAAACUUCGACCAGCUGUGUGUCGCGAGGGCGUUUCUGGGUAUCUUCGAAGGCGGGACCAUGCCCGGGAUCUCAUUCUUCCUGAGCACAUUCUACAAGCGGCGGGAGUUGUAUUUUCGAAUUGGAAUUUUCAUCUCGGCUGCUUCGAUCGCAGGGGCUUUUGGAGGUUUGUUUGCCACAGCUCUCUCCUGGAGAAAUAUCUUCUUUUUCGAGGGCUUGAUCACUACCAUCGUCGCUGCGGCUGCUCCGGCUUUAAUGCCGUCUAAUCCACAGACUUGUCGGUUCCUCACCGAACGAGAACGGCAUAUUGCGCAUGAACGGUUGAUCCGAGAGCAUCGCGCUGAUCCAAUGGAGAAGGUUCAGUGGCAUCACAUCAGAGCCGCCAUCUUCAACAUCAACAACAAUCUUUGUGCCGCUGGCUUCUUCCUCAUCAACAUCACCGUCCAAGGUCUGUCCAUUUUUAUGCCGACAAUCCUGGCGGAUCUGGGCUGGACCGCAACCAAGGCACAACUAUAUUCGGUGCCGCCUUAUGUGGCUGCAUGUCUCGUGGCGAUUUUGAUUGCAUACAUCAGCGACAAAACUCGCAGGCGUGGCAUUUACCUCGCAUUGGCCACCUUCCUCCCUAUUGCCGGCUUCUCUAUCCUUCGAUGGAGCACCAAUGCCUCCAUCCGCUACAUGGCCGUGUAUUUUAUCACUACAGGAGCAUUCCCCGGUGGACCUGGGUUCCUAUCGUGGGGAAUCAACAAUUCUGCUGGACCAGCCGUGCGGGCUGUUGCGACUGCGUGGAUUGUCUCAGUUGGCACAUUAGGAGGUGUCCUCGCCACAUGGACCUACCUUGUCCGCGACGCACCUCGAUACCCCAUUGGCCACACCAUCAAUCUGUCAGCCCAGAUCAUCGUCCUCUGUGUUGCUAGCUUCGGCAUUGCAUACAACAUGCGUGAGAAUCGGGUGCGGGAUCAAGGAAGGAGGGCCCAUCGACUUGAGGGAUUGAAUGACGCUGAGAAGCGGGACCUGGGGCAUAAGCACCCUGACUUUAGGUAUAUUCCGUGA